AUGAAUUUCACUCGUAUACUGUUACCCACGCCAAAUGACGGCUUGAUAGCGGUUGACUGGCACACAAGGCCGGUCCAAAAUCAGCCUGUAAUGCUCAUAAUUCAUGGUCCAGUCGGUGGUUCACACACUCCUUAUAUCCGUUGGAUGACUAAAUACGCUUAUACACGGUUACAUUUGUGCUGUGUCAUCAUGCAUGCUAGAGGAUGUGGUAACUCGCGGCUUGCUUCUCCAAAAAUAUUCAAUGGAGCAUACACAGGAGACAUAAAUGUAACAAUCAAAUAUAUUCAAACGAUUAUUGGUCAACAUACUCCAUUAUUUGCCGUUGGUAAGCUGUUAUCUUGUAUACAAAAAGAAAAACGUUUGUUAUUUUUGCUUUUCCAAGGCUAUUUCUACGGGGCUGGAACAUUAACAAAGUAUCUUGGGGAACAGGGAGAAUACUCUGAUCUAACUGCUACUGUUAGCUGUUCUGCUAGUUAUGAUUAUGUACUAACUGCUAACAGCCUGGAAAAAUGGUUUAAUAUGAUCAUAUAUAAUAAGAGUUUAACUCAAACUCUCAUGACAUAUCUUAAAAGUCAUGAAAAUCAAUUUCAGGAUAUGACGCAUAUCAAUUUGAAAAGUGCCUAUAGAUCGAGAACGAUCAGAGAAUAUGAUAUAGCAACGGCAGUACCACUUUUCGGUUAUAAAAAUGUCCUUGAUUACUACAAAGAAGGCAGUUCGGCUCCGUGGAUUCAACAUAUUCGUGCACCUAUGUUAAUAUUGUCGGCUACUGAUGAUCCAAUUUGUUGCAUUGAAGGACUACCACUAAAAGAUGUGUCCAACAGUGAUCAUGUUAUUGCUGUACUGACAAAAGAAGGCGGGCACGUCGGAUGUCUUCAAGCCUGGUGGCCCAGAAAAUAUAGUUGGGAAAAUAAAGCGAUUGCGGAAUACGUCAUGUCGAUAUUAAAACGAAUACAUUAUGACGAACAUUUUGAUCAAAAUAACGAAGAUGAAACUUUGUGUGCAGACUAUGCCGGAAAUUCUAUAGAUAUAACAAUGGAUCAGCAUCAGUUCUAA
Messenger RNA from Didymodactylos carnosus, 1053 nucleotides. The record is from the annotation of a GenBank genome assembly. Lineage: Eukaryota; Metazoa; Rotifera; Eurotatoria; Philodinida; Philodinidae.